This is a messenger RNA of Schistosoma margrebowiei, 1470 nucleotides long. The record is from the annotation of a GenBank genome assembly. Lineage: Eukaryota; Metazoa; Platyhelminthes; Trematoda; Strigeidida; Schistosomatidae.
AUGGAUUUGGAUGCUUUUAAUCGCUCUGAGUGGAACGAUUCUCCACAGCCUCAUACAGUUUAUUCAAGUAAUCAUUCUACAGGACAUCCGAGAAUGACUUCUGAGGGAUGUCCAGAAAUACCAUCUCCUAAUUCAUCAUCAGGAAGCUCAGUGGAUUCAAGCACAGAUGGAUGUACAGAAGAAAACAUGGGAUCUGAAAUGAGUGAGAAUCCUGGACAACCUGAAACAAAUUCUAAUCAGAUACCGGUCAGUGCACCAGAUAGUUUCUCCGACCACAGUCUGAACAAUUUAACUGCUCCAUUUUCAAGCCAACAAGGUUAUACAAACCCAGUGAACACGAAUCAAGGAUCUGUAUACCCGAUGUUGAACGGUUUUCCUACUCCGAUUUCAUCUCAGUCGAAUGAAUUUUCUGUCUCUUCCAGUGUUUAUGGGUUUGCUGACACAGCUCCACUCGAAGAUAUAAUAAAACCAACAUUAACACCUAAAGAAGAUUUCUGUGUUGAACAUGACUGUGAACGUUUAAAGGGUGCUCUGGAUCGAUUAAAUAUAGUAGAAAAAGAAAUCGUUGAAGUAAUGGGUCGUCGACCUGUUGUUCAACGUAUAGCAAUUCUACAAACAUAUAAAUCUCUGUAUAAGGACAAUUUGUUCGCCAUAUUUAAUUCUAAAUUAACUGGAUAUUUAAAAGAUUGUUUGAUUGCGUUGUGCUAUACACCAGCAGAAUUUGAUGCAAUAGAACUUCAUAGAGCAAUGAGAGGAACUGAUACUGAUGAAGAUACAAUAGUUGAAAUUCUUUGUACAAAAACAAAUGAACAAAUCAGAAGAAUUAAGGAUGUUUAUCCAAAAUUAUUCGAUGGAUGUGAUUUGAUGAAUGAUGUAAACAAUCAGAUUACACAUCCAUUCAAACGUAUAUUCAUGACUCUAUUAAAGGCGGAUAGAGAUGAAUUUACAUUUGUAGAUAGAAAUAUUGUACAAAGAGAUGUGGAAGAAUUAUCUAAUACAAUACAACAAAACAUUAGAAUAGAUGAAUCAAAAUUCAUUCUUAUAUUGGCUUCAAGAUCUUAUGCUCACCUACGAGUUGUAUUCAAUGAAUAUAUACGAAUUAGUAAACAUACCAUGGAAGAUACUUUAAAGCUCAGAAUGCGUGGAAAUGCACUCAGUGCUCUACUUUCUAUAGUUCGGUGUAUACAAAAUAAACCACGAUAUUUUGCAGAAAAAUUGUUCAAAGCCAUGCAAUGUGCUGAAACAGCUGAUAAAGCACUUAUACGUAUUGUUGUCAGUCGUUGUGAAAUCGAUAUGAAAAAUAUCAUGAAAGAGUUUUAUAAAAUAACAGGAAACACUUUGGAUGAAUGCAUAGAUUUUAAUAUUUGGUCUUUGGGAAACGAACCAACAAAUCUAUUUAUCGAUCGAACUUUAUGGAAUGAAACACCAAGUAAUUAUCGUCGGCUUUUACUGAAGCUUAUCAGGGGAUAA